Entamoeba invadens IP1 is the source of this 570-nucleotide messenger RNA. RefSeq lists its product as hypothetical. The transcript has a single exon. Bases 1 to 570 code for a protein of 189 amino acids. NCBI's taxonomy places the organism in Eukaryota, Evosea, Mastigamoebida, Endamoebidae. The record is from RefSeq and is a predicted model, not a curated record.
AUGGAACUGGAGACUCUGACUUGCCAAUGCUCGCUCUGCCAAAAGAAGUCGUUCUUCAUGACGUCCUGCCCUAAGGUUAAAACAACAAGAUUGGUCAUCAUGAUCCUCCAAGCACUGAAACAACUGAAGCCAGAUGUCGUCUUCUAUUCACUCACAAAAGACAUAUUGCCCUUCGUCUCGAAACACAUGAAACUGCUCGCCAAUCUGAAGAUAUUUAAGACUGGAAAAUGGAGAAAGUCUAUGUUGGACGCACUUAACCACUCCUCGCACGUCGAGUCGGGAAGAGAAGCUUGCCAUAAUAGAGGAUUUUAUAGGCUUAAAGAAUCAAACGAAAGCUCGAACUCGGCCUCUUCAGUUUCGACCGAGGCGGUACAACAAAACUCGCCCCAACCAAGUGAAGUUCCUUUAUUGGACACACUGACGGAACUCCAACUCCAAAUGAUCAAUACUCUCAAUGUGUUAGCCUCGCUGCCUGCACCAAAAGAGGGCGACCUUAAUGCUUAUUGUUUCUACGCGAACUGUAUCAACCAACUUAACUAUUCAAGAGCAUUCGCUUCUACAUUAUGUUAA